ACUGGGUCCAGUUACCAAUUAACCGAAUUCCUUUAAAUAAAUGAGAAAAGGCAUCCAGAGGACAGCUGGCACUGCCCUCUUCAGAGGUGGCCAGGCUCAAGUCCAGCGAGGCAUCCACCCACCUGCACCAGCACCCACCCACUGCACCCAGGUGCCUGGCCAGCAUGGCCCAGGCCCUGCGACCAGAUUUGCUUGUGGAUGAUGGCGAGGAUGGGAGGCCGCGGUGGGACAACAAGUUCCAGUACCUCCUGAGCUGCGUGGGCUUCGCCGUAGGGCUGGGGAACAUCUGGAGGUUCCCGUACCUGUGCCAGACCUACGGGGGAGGAGCCUUCCUCAUCCCCUACCUCAUCGCCCUGGUCUUCGAGGGAAUCCCUCUCUUCCACAUUGAGCUUGCCAUCGGCCAGCGCCUGCGCAGGGGCAGCAUCGGGGUGUGGACGGCCAUCUCCCCAUACCUGGGUGGAGUAGGCCUAGGCUGCUUCACUGUGUCCUUCCUGGUCAGCCUGUACUACAACACUGUGCUCGUGUGGGUGCUGUGGUACUUCCUCAACUCCUUCCAGCAGCCGCUGCCCUGGGCUGCCUGCCCACCCAACCUCAACAGGACAGGGCUGGUGGAGGAAUGCCAGGGCAGCGGCACUGUGAGCUACUUCUGGUACCGGCAGACACUGAACAUCACUGCUGACAUCGACCACAGCGGUGCUGUGCAGUGGCGGCUGCUCCUGUGCCAGGCUGCCAGCUGGGCAGUCGUGUACCUGUGCGUGAGCAGAGGCAUUGAGACCACAGGCAAGGCGAUCUACUUCACGGCCUUGUUCCCAUACCUGGUCCUGACCAUCUUCCUCGUCAGAGGCCUGACCCUGCCUGGGGCGACAGAGGGCCUGAUCUACCUGUUCACCCCCAAUGUGCAGAUUCUCCUGAACCCCCGGGUGUGGCUGGACGCGGCCACACAGAUCUUCUUCUCUCUGUCCCUGGCCUUUGGAGGACACAUCGCUUUCGCAAGCUACAACCCGCCCAGCCGGUUGUGUCCACAGCACCCCAGAUGGCCAGUGCUUGUGUCCAGGAACAACUGCAGGCGGGACGCCGUGAUCAUCGCCCUGGUCAACAGCAUGACCUCCCUGUACGCGUCCAUCACCAUCUUCGCCAUCAUGGGCUUCAAGGCCACCAGCGACCAUGGGCAGUGCCUGGACAGAAACAUCCUCAGCCUCAUCAACGAGUUCAGCCUGCCGGAGCAGAGCAUCUCCAGGGACAGCUACCCGGCCGCACUGCUGCACCUCAACGCCACCCAGCCGGGGAGGGUGGCCCAGCUGCCGCUGCGGGCUUGCCGCCUCGAGGACUUCCUGGACCAGAAGCUAGGCGAGGAGAAUGAGCCCUUGUCCCUGAGGGCUGGGCUGGUGCCCACAGCGAGGCCGCGUGUGUUGCAGGGAGCCUCGGGCCCUGGCCUGGCCUUCAUCGUCUUCACCGAGGCCGUGCUGCACAUGCCGGGGGCCCCCGUGUGGGCCGUGCUCUUCUUCGGCAUGCUGUUCACCCUGGGGCUGUCUUCCAUGUUCGGGAACAUGGAGGGGAUCAUCACGCCGCUCCUGGACAUGGGCGUCUUGCCACGGUGGGUCCCCAAGGAGGUCCUGACUGGGCUGACCUGCCUGGUCUGCUUCCUCUCGGCCACUUGCUUCACGCUGCAGUCCGGAAGCUACUGGCUUGAGGUCUUUGACAACUUCGCAGCCUCCCUGAACCUGGUCACCUUCGCCUUCCUGGAGGUGGUCGGGGUCAUUUAUGUGUACGGCAUGAAACGGUUCUGUGCCGACGUGGAGUGGAUGACCGGGCAGUGGCCCAACAUCUACUGGCGGAUGUCGUGGCGGGCGGUGAGCCCCCUGCUGCUGCUGGGCAUCCUCCUGUCCUACAUCGCCCUGCUGGUCCACAGGUCACCCAGCUACAAGGCCUGGAACCCCCAAUACGAGCUGUUCCCGUUGCAGGAGGAGAAGCUCUACCCCGGCUGGGUGCAGGCUACCUGCAUGCUCCUGUCCUUCCUGCCCCUGCUGUGGGUCCCAGCAUCUGCGCUGGCCCAGCUGCUGGCCCGGCGCAGGCAGGAGGACACGCAGCUGGACACUGGCCUGAAACCGCAGGACAGCGGUGGUUGCUGAGGGGCCUGGGGCCAGGGCAGCUGGGGUGGGAACAGGGACUGCCCAGCCUGUAGCCACUCAGACCCAACCCCAUUACAUGCUCUUCACUGAG
This is a messenger RNA of Chinchilla lanigera (long-tailed chinchilla), 2220 nucleotides long. RefSeq names its product solute carrier family 6 (neutral amino acid transporter), member 18 (gene Slc6a18). Gene Ontology annotation, biological process: sodium ion transmembrane transport. Bases 165 to 2129 code for a protein of 654 amino acids. Gene Ontology annotation, cellular component: plasma membrane. NCBI's taxonomy places the organism in Eukaryota, Metazoa, Chordata, Mammalia, Rodentia, Chinchillidae. The transcript is spliced from 12 exons. The record is from RefSeq and is a predicted model, not a curated record.